GGGUUUGUCUUGAAAAGCCCUUAUUUCACAGUUUUAGACAGACAGACACAUAUUCCUCUCUCACUACAUAACCGAGGUCUCCUUGGUAAAUAUAAAAAUUUGCAUCUCCUCAGAAAAUUUCAUACAAUUUGGGAAUUCAUCUUUUUUUUUUUCCACUCUCAAACUCAACAUACUAUAGUAUUGCAUCCAUGGCUUUAAUGCUGGAUAGCUGUGAAGGAAUCCUACUCUCCUUAGAUUCGCAGAAAUCAGUUCCGGCGCCGUUUCUGACGAAGACGUACCAGCUGGUGGACGACCCCGCAACCGAUCACAUCGUCUCAUGGGGCGAAGACGACUCCACCUUCGUGGUGUGGCGGCCGCCGGAGUUCGCCCGCGACCUCCUCCCCAACUACUUCAAGCACAACAACUUCUCCAGCUUCGUCCGCCAGCUCAACACCUAUGGUUUCAGAAAGAUCGUCCCCGAUCGAUGGGAGUUCGCCAACGACUUCUUCAAGAAGGGGGAGAAGCACUUGCUCUGCGAGAUCCACCGCCGGAAAACGUCGCAGCCGCAGGUGCCGCACCACCACCACCCCAUCACCGGCCAGGGCUUCUUCCCCUACCCCAGCCGCCUCAGCAUCUCCCCCACCGAUUCGGACGACCAUCCAUGGGGCGAGUCGUCGCCGCCGCUGGCGUCCCCCACCGGCGGCGGAUACCACAGCGUCAACGCCGCCGCGUCGUUGACGGCGCUCUCCGAAGACAACGAGAGGCUGAGGAGAAACAACAGCAUGCUCAUGUCGGAGCUCACGCACAUGAGGAAACUCUACAACGACAUCAUCUACUUCGUGCAGAACCACGUGAAGCCUAUGGCUCCCAGCAAUUCCUAUCAUUCAUCUCUAUUUCUCCCGACCUCAUCGCCGCCCUCGUCCGCCGCCGCAAUGCUGCAUAAGCCGCUCACUAAUUUGAUCGGAUACCAACAGAUGAAUGGAGGCGGAAACCCUAAACAAUUUCCCAACUCGUUCGUCAACCCGUCAUCUUCCCCAAGCAAGAGCAGCCUCACGGUGGCGGCCGAUAGCGAGGCGGCGGCGCCGUGCCGGACGAAGCUGUUCGGCGUGGCGCUGUCGUCGAAGAAGAGAUUGCACCCGGAAUGCAAUUCCACGGCGGCGACAACGAACAAGACGAGGUUGGUUCUUGAAAAGGAUGACUUAGGAUUCAAUCUCAUGCCUCCAUCUUCUUGCUAGCUAGCUUCUCUCUCCACCAAAAAAAAAAAAAAAGGAGAAACAAAUUCAUAUGUUCUUGUAUCUUUGCCUAGUUUCUGCUAAAUAUAUGUUUUAAUCAGUCUUUACCUUGAGGUGUUUCUGUUAGUACGUGAGUGCGUGCUGUGUGUGUAAAUAUAGACUGUAGCUUCGGUUAUUCAUCUUCUGCUCCCAGCAAUUGAUGCCGGUGGGUUUUGGUUAGAGUGAAGAGAUUAAUUAAGACGAUAUGAUCUUCAUAUUAUCCAAGAUAAUGUGUGGUUUUUUGCUCUA
Salvia miltiorrhiza (redroot sage) is the source of this 1499-nucleotide messenger RNA. Its product is annotated as heat stress transcription factor B-4-like. Gene Ontology annotation, cellular component: nucleus. NCBI's taxonomy places the organism in Eukaryota, Viridiplantae, Streptophyta, Magnoliopsida, Lamiales, Lamiaceae. The coding region runs from base 189 to 1214 and encodes 341 amino acids. The transcript has 2 exons. Gene Ontology annotation, molecular function: RNA polymerase II cis-regulatory region sequence-specific DNA binding; DNA-binding transcription factor activity. Gene Ontology annotation, biological process: regulation of transcription by RNA polymerase II. The record is from RefSeq and is a predicted model, not a curated record.